Molecule: messenger RNA, 2326 nt
Organism: Manacus vitellinus (golden-collared manakin)
Lineage: Eukaryota; Metazoa; Chordata; Aves; Passeriformes; Pipridae
Gene: SYPL1
Product: synaptophysin like 1
Exons: 6
Coding region: 406-1185 (259 amino acids)
Cellular component (GO): synaptic vesicle membrane; synaptic vesicle
Source: RefSeq, a predicted model, not a curated record
CUCUGCCCAGGUGAGGCGCGACCCACCAGCCGUGUGCUACUGACCUGCGGGGAUUUGCUGAAGGACUUACGGCAAUGACGGUGGCAUCGGGACACGUGAGGAAAACCAGAGUGACUACACAAUCAGGCAGCAUAGCAUUUCCUUCUGAGCUUUCUGUUCUUCGAAAUUUUCUCUAAGUAAAGGGCUUAUUUGUGAAUAUGAUGAAUGGCUCAUGAAACGGCUUGUACAGCAGGAUGCUUACAGUAAAAUGGAUUUGGAGCAUAAAAGGCAGCAUUAUUAUUAUUCCCCUGCCUGCCUGGCUUCUUGCCAGUCUCCUGCUGCCUUCUAUCUCCCAUCACAGGAGGCUGGAAAAAUUCCCCCUAGGAUUGAUUAACAUGAGAGAGACCUGUGAAAAAUGGAGGCGGUAUGAAGGAAGGAGGAGAUGGUGGAAGGAAGAAACCAGGCUUGCAAGCACUGACACCAGCAGCUGAGUGCCUGGAGAGGAUGGCUGGCUUGAGAGUGGACUUCAGCAUGCUCCUGGAGGCUCUGGGCUUUGUUAAGGUCCUUGAGUGGAUCUUUGCCAUUUUUGCUCUUGCCACAUGUGGAGGCUUUCAAGGUAAAACUACCCUUCUAGUUUCCUGCAAAGGUGUGGUAAACAAAACAGUUACAGCUGCUUUUGCUUAUCCAUUCAGGUUGAAUACUGUUGAAUUUAGUGCACCAGACCCAAAAGGCUGUGCUGGUACUUGGACUGACGUCCAUCUUGUGGGCAACUUCUCCUCUUCUGCACAGUUCUUUGUUACACUUGGGGUGUUGGUGUUCCUCUACUGCAUGGUUGCCCUUGUGGUAUAUAUUGGAUACAACCAUGUGUAUCAGCAAAAUAACAAGUUUCCACUAACUGACUUGGCUAUCAGUGUCUUGAUAGCCAUUUUGUGGAUGGUCAGUACUUUUGUUUGGGCAAAGGCACUUGCUGACAUCAAAAUGUCCACGGAGGCCAACAUUAUUCCAGGAAUUGAAGCUUGUAAAGCACCAGGAACAACAUGUAAUUUUGUUUCUGUGACCAGCAUGGGAAUUCUGAACUUGUCUGUGGUAUUUGGCUUGCUUAACGCAGCUUUAUGGGGAGGAAAUGUUUGGCUUGUAUACAAGGAUACCAAGUUGCACAACCAAUGGAACAGAAUUUCUGAAAGUCCAACUGAAAGAGAAGUAUAAAAACAAGUUGAUACUUUAAAAUGCUUUCACUUUUACACCUCACUGCCAAAGCAUGGAUUCGUUAGGAUUUGUUUCAGUAAUAACUGAUAAUACUUCAUAAAAAAUACUUCAUAAAAACUUCUGGUUUUGUACUGCGGUUUGACAUAAGGUCUCGCAUACUCCAAUUGAAGCAUUUAAUUAUCUUGCAAUAUAUUAUGCCUUUUGAAGUUGUGCAGCUCUUUAUUACAAUUUUUGAAGAGUAAAAUGAUGAGGUUAUCUGGAUGCUGACCCUUUCUGGUUCUUAAGGGAGAGAUGGGGCCUUAUAGGAGAGAUGGGUGAGUUGAGUUCUAACAAGCCUUAUCUGAAAAAUGAAACCAGGGCAUGCAAAAGUGCAAUUUGAUUUCUUCCUAUCACUAAUACCUUGCAAAAAUCACCUGAGUAGACCUUGUAGCUCUGUCAGUGUUACAGCCAUGACAUGAAGGUUUCCAGGUACUUCAUUCAGAUCAUGGUAUCAAACCUGCUGACAGGCCUGUCAGAAAGGACAUUACUUCUGUGUUCAAUAUGUUGUUACUAUGUAAGGGCUUGGGAUGAUCUCUGAGCAAGGAGAUUUUUUGGAUGAGUUUAUACUGAAACUAUAAGAUAAGAUGAGGGUUUAUAUAUGUGUGGAAUAGAGGAGUUAAACACUGAAGGCAAAGUUGGGGAGAAAAAAUAAAAUAUGGCCCCAAACUCUUAUAAAUACUGUAGAAAUCAAAGUUGAUAUAUUGUAACUGCUGCUACCUGAGCUUCUGUGUAUUCCCUUCGAGGUGCAUGAACAAUGUUUGUGUGUGAAAUAACAUAACUGGAGAUGUCUGAAUAUGAAUAAUUUUUUCAUUGAUGUUGUUCAGCUCAUCCAUUGGAAAUAAUAUUUAGGUCUUCUCAUGUGGGUUUCUUGCUUGAGGUGUCUGACUGUGUGAAUUGCCCAGAAUGAACGUUAUGGUAAAUCUAAUAAACAAGCUGUUCACAAGCUGUUUUGAUUUGUUUAAACUGUUUGUGACGAAAAUAGACAUAGUAAUGUGUAUAAAACACAAAUCCUAAUUGUUCCACGUGUCAGAGCUACUGACUUUCUGAUAGUAAAUUUACAGUCCAAAGAGGCUAUAAUAAAGGCUAUAUGACUGCUGAAAAA